UUAUGCAAUAUUUCAGAAAUACUGAUACCUGCGAGCCGGCCAGUCCUCGUCGGCCAGACAUGAAAAUAGGAAAAAUUGCUUACCAUAAGUGCGUGGACUACCAAGAACAGAUCAAGUUUCCGUGUGUAGGAUACACAUACUACGCACAAUUUAACGGUUCAACCCAGACUCGGUAUACCCGCCGCGAUGGCUGUUCCGACCCUCCUUCUCUUGUAAUCGGCUCGAGCGGAGUCGAUGCUAGCAGAGGACAAUUCCCCCACAUGGCUCUGCUCGGCUACGUCAAGGAUGGGAGCAAGGUGGAGUGGCUGUGUGGAGGGACCAUCAUUAGCGAGCAGUUCAUCUUGACUGCUGGCCACUGCACCUCGCACAAGCAGCUAGGUCCAGUAUCGCUGGCAAGACUGGGCAUCCUGAAGAGGUCAGACCCCGACAAGGUGGCGCGGGAUUACAAGAUCAAGAGGUUCCUUCUGCACCCGGAGUACAAGCCACCUGCAAAGUACAAUGACAUCGCUGUGCUAGAGACUGAGAAGAGGAUAGUGUUCCUGAACAAGCACAUAGUCCCGGCGUGCCUGGACGCGGGCGAUGCUGACGUCGAGAGCGACGCGGAGAUGGCGUCCGCUACCGGCUGGGGAGCGCUGGGCGACGGCGAGCCGAAUGCUGACGUGCUGCAAAGAAUGGAUAUCGUCAAGUUUUCGACGGAAGAAUGCUCGGCAUUGUACAAACCGUACCGUCUCCUGAAGACUGGGUUAGACAACUCCACGCAGAUCUGCUACGGCCACCGACAGAUACCUCGGGACACGUGUAAGGGGGACAGCGGGGGCCCCCUCCAAGUGGAGUAUAGAGAAGUAAACUGCAUGCACAAGGUGAUCGGAGUGACUUCUUUCGGCAGAGCGUGCGGGAAUACCGGCCAGCCUGGCGUGUACACGCGAGUCAGGCCCUAUGUCCCCUGGAUAGAGAGUGUAGUGUGGCCCGCCCAGGGGACUGAUAAAUGUGUUUGCUUCUAAAUAACCUGUAGGAACCUAUAAGUGGUUUACUUAUAGGUUCCUACAGGUUGUUGCCUAAUUUGUUAUUAUUAUACACUGCAGUUUCAGUAGUAUGUACCCACAUGUUUCCUGUUUUGUUGCAUGUAUCUAUUAAAUUGCUUAAACGAACUAAUUUUAUAUUGACAUCUGCUGUACCGCUUAUCAAGCAAAUAAAUGAAUUUUGAUUUUGAUUUGAUUUGCAAAACCCUGGUGUUCCUAAAUAAAUAAUUUCUACGACACUAGCUUCAGUGAUCUUACGUCCCUUGGAUAGUGUUGUGUGCCCGCUCAGGGGACUGAUGUGUUUUCUACUAAAUAGAUCAUUUAUACGUUACUAAGUUCGGCGAUCUUACGUCCCCUGGAUAGUGUUGUGUGGCCUGCCCAGGGGACUGACAAAAAUGUGUUUCCUACUAAAUAACAUUUCUAUAUCACUUAAAGCUGACCUUACAUCCACUGGAUUGUGUGUUGUGAGGCCCGCCCAGGGGACUUGAAAUAUGUUUUCUAUUAAAUAAAUAUAUUUUAAAUGAUAUUACGCUUGCUCUUAGCUCACCAAAUACGCUUGACAGGUGUAAGAUAGAUUAGUAACAUAACCUAGGAUUAAUUUCAAAUUAAAAUAGAUAAUGUACAAAA
Ostrinia furnacalis (Asian corn borer) is the source of this 1646-nucleotide messenger RNA. RefSeq names its product serine protease snake-like. Gene Ontology annotation, molecular function: serine-type endopeptidase activity. The transcript is spliced from 7 exons. Gene Ontology annotation, biological process: proteolysis. NCBI's taxonomy places the organism in Eukaryota, Metazoa, Arthropoda, Insecta, Lepidoptera, Crambidae. Bases 3 to 1001 code for a protein of 332 amino acids. The record is from RefSeq and is a predicted model, not a curated record.